CUCCCCCUUGCUUCCUCCUCACUUAUUCUCUCUCUCUCUCUCUUCCCUGAGUCACAACUCGAUCGAGACGUACGGAAUACAAUAUUAGUACCUUGGCAACAAGAAAGAAACAUCAAUACGAGAGAGAAUUGUGGGCGAUCAUGGGGAGGGGAAGAGUACAGCUGAAGAGGAUCGAGAACAAGAUCAACAGACAAGUGACUUUCUCGAAAAGAAGGUCUGGUUUGCAGAAGAAAGCCCACGAGAUCUCUGUCCUUUGCGAUGCCGAGGUUGCCCUUAUCGUCUUCUCCACCAAGGGCAAGCUCUCUCAAUACUCCAGCGACCCCUGCAUGGAAAAAAUACUUGAACGCUAUGACAGGUAUUCGUAUACAGAAAGGCAGCGAGCUGCACCUGAUCGUUCAUCAACUGAAAACUGGACUCUAGAGCACGCAAAGCUUAAGGCUAGGAUGGAGGUCCUGCAAAGAAAUCAAAAGCAUUAUAUGGGAGAAGACCUGGAAGGCCUAAGUCUAAAAGAGCUUCAGACUUUGGAGCAUCAGCUAGAUAGUGCUCUCAAACAUAUCAGAACGCGCAAGAACCAGCUCAUGCAUGAAUCAAUUUCUGAGUAUCAGAAAAAGGAUAAGAAACUGCAGGAACAAAACAACUUGCUGGUUAAGAAGAUAAAGGAGAAAGAGAAGGCGAUGGCACAACAGGCAAAUGGGGAAAAGCACAAUAUAAACCAUGAACAACCACCACAAUUGCCACCCUCGCAUAACAUGGGAGGGUCGUCCCUAGAAGAAAGGGAUGGUGGAGAAGAUAACCAAGGAUUGACGACUCAGACCAGCCCUUUGCUUCCCCCAUGGAUGCUUCCCCCGGUCAACGGAUGAGAGUAUGUUCGAGUGCUAUAUAUCUUCAUAUAUGCUACCGUAUAUAAAUUAAAAGAUCUUGUCUGGAGCAACGUUUCUUAAUUGUGAUGGUAAGAGGAAUAUAUAUUUAUUUACAUAAAUGUAAAGGGUAAGUACGCGAUGAUUAAGUUCAAUGCGUACGGACGGCGGUGAAAUAUAUAUGACCAGAUU
Messenger RNA from Neltuma alba, 1049 nucleotides. RefSeq names its product truncated transcription factor CAULIFLOWER A-like. Gene Ontology annotation, cellular component: nucleus. The transcript is spliced from 9 exons. Gene Ontology annotation, biological process: positive regulation of transcription by RNA polymerase II. The record is from RefSeq and is a predicted model, not a curated record. Lineage: Eukaryota; Viridiplantae; Streptophyta; Magnoliopsida; Fabales; Fabaceae. Bases 141 to 860 code for a protein of 239 amino acids. Gene Ontology annotation, molecular function: DNA-binding transcription factor activity; protein dimerization activity; RNA polymerase II transcription regulatory region sequence-specific DNA binding.